AUGUCAUCUAGUCCGCAUGGCGGACCACCGGAAUCGGGUUCCGCCAGUCCGGCCGGUAUCAGAAUUCAGCGACGUGCGAACGCUAUGGAGCAACCGCUAGGACCGCCACCAUCGGUUCCCGAAGACCAGUCUGCCUCGCAGUCAAACACACUGACACGCACCGCGGGCACACUAAGCACCUUGAAGCGAGAACGAGCGAGAGAACGCGAGCGGCAACAACGUGAACUGAAUAUUCUUGCUGACUUGGAGAAGAAGGAAGAGCAAAGCAGGAAGCAAGAGAAGGCUGACGCUGCCGAUUCUGGCAAGCAACGAAAAUCGCCCACACACCCUCCUUUGAAGGAGAGGACCAGUUACGUGGAGGAACCGCACUCGAACGCGACAACGUUGGAGCGAAAAGAGCGCAAAAUGGAGAAAGAGCAGGCAUUGGUGCGGCGAAUCACCAACGACAUGCAAAUCGCGCACUAUGUCCGUCAAAUGGAAAUGGCUCGAUCGCAUGGGAAACGGCAUCGCGGUGAAAACACUAACCUUGUUCAACUCGGUGAUCUAUCGGCAUCUGCAUUACGUUUUGUCGAAGCGGACUCGCGUGCCCUGUGUAUCUGGGCCAAAGCAUGGCAAACCAACAAACGCUAUCGUGUAGACCAGUCAUUCUUUAAACCUAGAUACACCUUUAAAACUGAUACAAGGGUUGCAAGGGAUACAAUCCUGCGUAAGGACGCUGUACUGGCCUAUUCAGCUUUGAAAAAACGACUCGAUAACUUUCCUAUUGGGAAUCGAGAGGUGCCAUCCGCCAUCAGUUUC
This is a messenger RNA of Ostertagia ostertagi, 798 nucleotides long. The record is from the annotation of a GenBank genome assembly. Lineage: Eukaryota; Metazoa; Nematoda; Chromadorea; Rhabditida; Trichostrongylidae.